Messenger RNA from Glycine soja, 1226 nucleotides. Its product is annotated as metalloendoproteinase 1. The transcript has a single exon. NCBI's taxonomy places the organism in Eukaryota, Viridiplantae, Streptophyta, Magnoliopsida, Fabales, Fabaceae. Gene Ontology annotation, molecular function: zinc ion binding; metalloendopeptidase activity. Bases 57 to 974 code for a protein of 305 amino acids. The record is from RefSeq and is a predicted model, not a curated record. Gene Ontology annotation, cellular component: extracellular matrix. Gene Ontology annotation, biological process: proteolysis; extracellular matrix organization; collagen catabolic process.
CGUUAGUUCUUCACCACCCUUCCAACUUUAUCUUUUCUCUAUAGCUCCGUCCAAACAUGACUCUCCGCAACCACCAAGAGCUCUUGGUUGCUCUUGCAAUUCUAUAUUUUCUUGCCACCUCACUCCCUUCAGUUUCAGCUCAUGGCCCAUAUGCAUGGGAUGGGGAGGCCACAUAUAAAUUCACUACUUACCACCCUGGCCAAAACUACAAAGGUUUAUCCAAUGUCAAAAACUACUUCCACCAUCUCGGCUACAUCCCCAAUGCACCACACUUCGACGACAACUUCGAUGACACCCUCGUAUCUGCCAUCAAAACCUACCAAAAGAAUUACAACCUCAACGUCACCGGCAAGUUCGACAUCAACACUCUUAAACAAAUCAUGACACCCCGGUGUGGCGUCCCCGACAUAAUAAUCAACACAAACAAAACCACAUCGUUUGGCAUGAUCUCGGACUAUACCUUCUUCAAAGACAUGCCGCGGUGGCAAGCUGGAACCACACAACUCACCUACGCUUUCUCCCCGGAGCCAAGACUUGAUGACACUUUCAAAAGCGCGAUUGCAAGGGCCUUCAGCAAGUGGACCCCAGUGGUGAACAUCGCGUUCCAGGAGACGACGUCGUAUGAAACAGCCAACAUUAAGAUUCUUUUCGCGAGUAAGAACCACGGUGAUCCGUAUCCUUUUGAUGGUCCAGGUGGGAUAUUGGGCCAUGCAUUCGCUCCCACUGAUGGGAGGUGCCACUUUGACGCCGACGAAUAUUGGGUGGCGUCUGGCGAUGUCACCAAAUCGCCGGUGACAAGUGCGUUUGACCUUGAAUCUGUGGCAGUGCACGAGAUCGGGCACUUGCUCGGAUUAGGCCACUCGUCGGACCUAAGAGCCAUCAUGUAUCCUUCUAUACCACCUCGAACUAGGAAGGUGAAUCUAGCGCAAGAUGAUAUAGACGGGAUUCGAAAGCUCUAUGGUAUCAACCCCUAAUUAUUAUAGCUAGGUGUUGUUUGUACUAGAACUAGAGUUUUAUUUCGGUAAUUUGCAUUAAAGGAUUUUGAAAGUUAUCGAGGUGAAAUUAUUCUAAUUCAAGAACAACAAAAAUAGCAUGUAAGAUAUUGUAUUUUAGUUUUCUCUUAAUUAAGAAUAAACCAGCUGAUACUAGGUGAUGCAUAUAUGAUAAUGAAUAAAUGUGACAAAUUUACCUUAAUUUAUCUAAUCUAUAUAAUGUUUUAGCAUUUA